CAGAGUAUCUGCCAAGCACGAGCUGCUGUAAUGGUCUAUGAUGAUGCCAAUAAGAAAUGGGUACCAGCUGGUGGAUCAACUGGAUUCAGCAGAGUUCAUAUAUAUCAUCACACAGGCAACAACACAUUCAGAGUAGUGGGCAGGAAGAUUCAGGAUCAUCAGGUGGUAAUAAAUUGUGCCAUUCCGAAAGGGCUGAAGUACAAUCAGGCUACACAGACCUUCCAUCAGUGGCGUGAUGCUCGGCAGGUGUAUGGUCUGAAUUUUGGCAGCAAAGAAGAUGCCAAUGUCUUCGCAAGUGCCAUGAUGCAUGCCUUAGAAGUAUUAAAUUCACAGGAAGCUGUGUUCUAUUUAGGUCCUACAUUGCCUCGACAGAAUUCACAGCUUCCUUCUCAAGUACAAAAUGGUCCAUCACAAGAAGAAUUGGAAAUCCAGAGAAGACAGUUGCAAGAACAACAGAGGCAGAAGGAGCUGGAACGGGAGAGGCUGGAUCGUGAACGAAUGGAACGGGAGAGGCUGGAGAGAGAGAGGCUAGAAAGGGAAAGACUCGAAAGAGAGCGCCUAGAACAGGAGCAACUGGAGAGAGAACGGCAAGAAAGGGAACGGCAAGAACGCCUAGAAAGGGAGAGACAAGAGAAGGAGAGGCAGGAUCGAGAAAGACUUGAACGACUUGAACGGGAAAGGCAAGAAAGAGAACGGCAAGAACAGUUGGAAAGGGAACAAUUGGAAUGGGAAAGAGAGAGAAGAAUUACAAAUGCUGCUCCAUCUUUCGACAACUCCCCGUAUAGCACUCCACUUCCUGACUACUCCAGUUGCCAGCCUCCUUCAGCACCUCCUCCAUCAUAUGCAAAAGCAGUCUCAGCACCAGUGUCAGAGGCCACACCGGAGUACGCUGUAGUGACUUCUGCACCACCGACUUCCACUCCCCCUACACCGCCUCUAAGGCACUCUGCAUCACGUUUUGCUACAUCUUUAGGCUCAGCUUUCCACCCCGUUCUCCCCCAUUAUGCUACAGUUCCUCGUCCACUGAACAAAAGUUCUCGGCCCCCUUCUCCUGUCAAUGCCCCGGCGACUUUGCCUCCAAAUACAAAGCCCGUUGCCUGGUCUGCGCCCAGUUUUGCCCCCCUUCCCCCAUCUCCUCCAGUGAUGAUAAGCAGUCCACCAGGCAAGGCUACCGGUCCGAGACCAGUCCUCCCAGUGUCAGCUUCUAAUUCAGUGACCCAAAUGUCCACAUCUCCCACGGCUCCUAACGGGCUUCCUGAAAACCUGGCUUAUCCGGCUCCUUCACCUUCUACCUCAGGUCCAACUCCGCCUCCGCCACCUCCUCCCCCCCCACUGCCUUCCUUUCCGCCUCUGUCACUCUCUGGACCUCAAGCUUCUCCUUCUCCCAACUCCCCGAAUGCUUCGACUCCCUCAUCCAAGCCUAGUGUUCUCCCUUCUCCCUCUGCAGCUACCCCUGCCUCUGUUGAGAACUCUCUAAACUCUGUGCUGGGAGACUCCUCUGCUUCUGAGCCAGUCUUGCAGGCAGCCUCUCAGCCGAUUGAACCUCCGACCCAGCAGGGUGUUGUCCAAGGACCACCUGCACCUCCUCCCCCACCCCCCCUGCCCCCUGGCCCAGCUCAGUCUUCGGUAGCAGCCCCACCUCCUCCUGGCCCACCGCCACCUCCUCCACUUCCACCGGCAGGGCCGCCGCCGCCACCACCACCACCUCCUCCACUUCCUAGCCAGGUUCCUCCCGUUCCCCUUCCACCUCCUGCACCCCCACUUCCCACCUCUGGAUUUUCAGUGGGAUUCGUGUCUGAAGAAAACCGCCCUUUAACUGGACUAGCAGCUGCACUUGCUGGAGCCAAACUUAGGAAAGUCUCACGGGGUGAAGACUCCUCCAGUUCAAGUGGAGGAGGAGGAGGAGGCAGCUCUGCUUCAUCUAAAACAGACAGUGGCCGUGGAAAUGGACCACUUCCCUUGGGAGGCAGUGGGCUGAUGGAAGAGAUGAGCGCCCUGCUGGCCAGGAGGAGAAGAAUUGCUGAAAAGGGAUCAACAGAACCAGAACAGAAAGAAGAUAAAAAUGAGGAAUUAUUGUCUUCAACUUCUAAGGUUUCUUCAACAAGCACACCUGAACUAACAAGAAAGCCUUGGGAAAGAACAAACACAGUGAAUGGAAGCAAGUCACCUGUUAUCUCCAGACCAAAAUCUACACCAACGGGGCAACCCAGUGCCAAUGGAGUACAGUCAGAAGGUCUAGAUUAUGACAGAUUGAAGCAGGACAUUUUAGAUGAAAUGAGGAAGGAGUUAACGAAAUUAAAGGAAGAACUCAUUGAUGCUAUCAGGCAGGAACUCAGCAAGUCGAAUACCGCAUAGAAAGACUAGUACUAAGCCGAUUGUGACUCUUUAACUUGGUAUAAAACUGACUACGUUUUGUGAGCUGUUAGAAGAAAACGGAGACAGACAGACAGACACGUGGAAGGAGGGAGAAGAACAACCUAUUCUGAAAAGCUUCAGACACAUCAGUCUGGUGAUAUGCUAUUCCCCUCCUAGUUUGCAGCUUUUUUCUGACCUUUACAGCAGGGUGGAAAAGACUCUUAAAGUUACUGUAAUGAUUAUGCAGAAAUUCCUACACCUAUCAGACAAGAUCACAGUGCUUUGAAGUCUACUCAUGUCAAGAUAAAAUUGCACGUGUUGCAGAAUUUAAGACAAAAAAAAAACAGGGAAAAGCUUGGGAAGGCUUUUCAGAGAGGUUUUCUUUGUUAAUGAAGGAGUUAGCAAGUUAUACUGUUGUACUUCAAAUGUAUCUCAGGUUUGUCUUCCUAUCAUAUCUGAUAUUUCCAUGAAUAAUUUAAAAGGUCAGAUGUGUAGAAGUUCAGUUCACAAAACAUGGAACAACUAGAAAUGCACGCUUUUAAAGGGCAAUAUUUGUAAGUGAAUGACCUAGACGGUGAUGACAUAUCAAGAUUUUGGAAUUUCAUGAUAGGAAGCCUCUCUAGUUAGCCUUCAUGCAAUUUUAUAGGAAAAUAAAAAAGCAAAUACAGUCCAGAGUUUAAAGAUGUAGAUGCCUUCCUACAUUGUUACAAUGCUUUACCAAAUCUAAGACUUCUACAUAAUGCGAAUCAGCAGUCAAAUGUAAAUCAUUAGUAUGUUGUAGAUUUACAGUAGACUUUGGGGCUUUUUUUAGAUUUAUGCAUGUGGACAUUUUUGUAAUGUAACACAACACAGCCAGCUUUUUAAUUAAAAGAAAAAUUGCAUGUCA
This is a messenger RNA of Pterocles gutturalis (yellow-throated sandgrouse), 3241 nucleotides long. RefSeq names its product enabled homolog (Drosophila) (gene ENAH). Gene Ontology annotation, biological process: actin polymerization-dependent cell motility; axon guidance; actin polymerization or depolymerization. Gene Ontology annotation, molecular function: SH3 domain binding; profilin binding. The record is from RefSeq and is a predicted model, not a curated record. NCBI's taxonomy places the organism in Eukaryota, Metazoa, Chordata, Aves, Pterocliformes, Pteroclidae. The transcript is spliced from 14 exons. Bases 31 to 2355 code for a protein of 774 amino acids.